This is a messenger RNA of Halichondria panicea, 757 nucleotides long. RefSeq lists its product as uncharacterized. The record is from RefSeq and is a predicted model, not a curated record. NCBI's taxonomy places the organism in Eukaryota, Metazoa, Porifera, Demospongiae, Suberitida, Halichondriidae. Bases 74 to 757 code for a protein of 227 amino acids. The transcript has 3 exons.
GUAAAGUGAAACUGAAAGUAAAACAACUUUCAAACAGAUAAAUGCUUUUGCGGUCAACUUCACACUAUCUUUCAUGGUUACAGAAUGGACAUGUGAAGUGGUCGCAGCAAUGGAGACUCAAGGUGUUCUGCUUCUAAUUCUGCUACUUGUGCUGUGUGCUGUGUCCACCUGCUGGGGACAACAAGUCUACCUGACUCUGGGAUCUAGUCCUAGCAUCACUACUAACAACACUGAGAUCCUCAUCACUGCCAUUGGAGAGGAUGCUACUGGUGGUCUCCCUUCUCUCACCUGUCACACUGACCUCACUACCUGCUGUAGAAGUAGUGACAACAAUGGCAUGGGAGCACUAGGACAGUGGAGGUAUCCUGAUGGAAGUGUGGUACUGCAAAAUGGUGCCUCAGCGGCUGCUGGACAGCAGUUCUACAUUGUAAGGGGUAAACCUCAGGUCAUCAUACUAAAUCGUAGAGAGACUACCCUCACUCCAACCGGGUCCUACUGUUGUACUGUACCAACUAGUGGAGAAGAUAUGACCCUCUGUGCUAACCUGGUUGCCCCUAAUUCAGUCACAUGUUCUGAUAAUAUCCCGGCUAUAUCUAAUGGAGCCAUAACUUAUACCAGUGGAUCCACUAACAACAGACCAGUGGCCACUUACAGCUGCUUCAAUCCCUACACUCUGGUUGGAGUGUCAGUGAGGACUUGUGGGAGUGAUGGAGAGUGGAGCUCAUCACCAGCUCCAGUGUGUCAGAGUAAGGAAUGA